Molecule: messenger RNA, 1793 nt
Organism: Bombyx mandarina (wild silkworm)
Lineage: Eukaryota; Metazoa; Arthropoda; Insecta; Lepidoptera; Bombycidae
Product: ethanolaminephosphotransferase 1
Biological process (GO): phosphatidylethanolamine biosynthetic process
Cellular component (GO): Golgi apparatus; endoplasmic reticulum membrane
Molecular function (GO): ethanolaminephosphotransferase activity
Source: RefSeq, a predicted model, not a curated record
AAUUUUCAAAAUGAUUUAUCUUUCAAUAAAAUGUAUUUUUAUUGCAACUCGUAAUGUGUUUUAGAUAGUCUAAGUGUACUUAACUAGUCUUAACAUAUAUUUCGUUAUAAAAUAACGAUAAAAAACAUCGAAAAUGUUCAAUUACAAAUAUUUAUCACGCGAACACUUGGAGGGCUUCGACAAUUACAAGUACAUGGCGAUCGACACGAGCCCUCUCAGUGUUUAUGUCAUGCACCCAUUUUGGAACAAAGUUGUGGAACUUGUGCCAAAAUGGAUUGCACCCAAUGUACUAACGUUUGCCGGAUUCAUGUUGGUUGUGCUCAAUUUCCUGAUGCUGUCAUACUAUGAUUAUGAUUACUAUGCUGCCAGCUUCUCAGCUAACAAUGCAACAUUGAUUGAUGCAACUACAAAUGGCUAUGAGGAAGUCAUACCGAAAUCACUGUGGUUCAUAAUUGCCGUAUUUCUAUUUCUUGCUUAUACCCUAGACGGUAUUGAUGGGAAGCAAGCUAGACGCACCCAGACAUCGGGACCGCUUGGGGAACUAUUUGACCACGGUCUCGAUUCAUACACGGUAUUCUUCAUACCGGCCUGUCUAUAUUCUAUAUUUGGUCGAUCGGAUUACUCUAUUCCGCCUAUUAGGAUUUAUUACGUGAUGUGGAAUCUCUUAUUGAAUUUUUAUUUGAGUCACUGGGAGAAAUAUAAUACAGGGGUUCUGUUCCUGCCUUGGGGCUAUGAUUUUAGUAUGUGGGCUUCAACCCUAUGCUUCAUAUGGACCGGUGUUAACGGUACCUUGUUCUACAAGAAAUACAUCUACGGCAGUAUGACGCUGGCGCACGGAUUCGAACUGGCGAUAUACGGAACGGGAGUCGUCACCAACCUGCCAGUGGCGCUGUACAAUAUUAAUAAGUCUUACAAAGAACGAACGGGUAAGAUGCGUUCCCUCUCUGAAGCUCUAAGGCCGCUCUGGUCCUUCACAUCCGUGUUCGUCAUCUCCUCCGUGUGGGUGCACUGCAGCGCGCGGCUGCCGGACUACGACCUGAGGAUGCUCUUCCUGUUGAUCGGAACUCUGUUCAGUAACGUAGCGUGCCGUCUAAUCGUCAGUCAAAUGAGCAAUCAACGGUGCGAAGCUAUCAACUGGCUGACGUGGCCCCUGCUGGUCAGUGCUACGGUGUCAUUGACACUGCCAGAGUACGAGCCGACAGCGUUCUAUGGCUUCACUAUGCUCACUCUAUUCGCUCACAUUCACUACGGAACCUGCGUUGUACGCCAGAUGUGCGACCAUUUCCGGGUCAGCUGUUUCCACAUAAAGCAGCGUGCUGAUUGACUCUUAGACGACAAUGCGUGCUAGACAACGUAACAUUACCGAUUGUUACCUUUUACAUUACCCAUUGCACACGGCAACAAUGUAAAGAAAACUGUUCAGAAUAUUAACGUUUGUAAUGUAAAAUGUAACAAAUCAAACAUGAUGAUAGUGUACCCAAUUAUAAAACCCCGUCUUCACCCUUCAAAUUUCUCAUUGAAUUAUUUAAUUACAUUUUUUGUUGUUGUAUAAAAACAUCACACACUAUGUGUACGUAAAUACAGGGUGUUAGAUAAAUCAAACCUUAAAAAAAAUGUUGUUAUACAAAAAAUAUAUAUUAAAAAUGUUACUUAUAAGCUCAAGAAUAAAGUAUAGUUUUCCUUAAAAGUACAUUAUCAUACUAUAAAUGUUAUGUUUUUAAUGUAAAGACGUUACACGUACUACUGAUACACAGAUCACCCAAAUAGGAUUUAUCCAAAAUUGAACAUCAACA